Meloidogyne enterolobii is the source of this 5106-nucleotide messenger RNA. Lineage: Eukaryota; Metazoa; Nematoda; Chromadorea; Rhabditida; Meloidogynidae. The record is from the annotation of a GenBank genome assembly.
AUGGGCCCUCCAGGACCGCAAGGACCGCCAGGAAUAGCUGGAAGUAGAGGAUUUCCUGGUCCAGAAGGAUUGCAAGGACCAAAAGGUCAGAAAGGCGCACAAGGUCCUCCUGGACCGCCUGGACUGAAAGGAGAUAGAGGACCUAUUGGCGUGCCUGGAUUUUCUGGCAACGAUGGAAAUCCUGGAAGACCUGGAGAAACUGGUCCACCAGGACCACCCGGAUGGGAUGGUUGUAAUGGAACUGAUGGUCUUCCUGGUCUGCCUGGAAUGCCGGGACCACCUGGGUUGCCUGGAUUUCCUGGAACAGCUGGUCUAGAUGGACCAAAAGGAGAGCCAGCCAUUGGAUAUGCUGGUGCGCCAGGAGAAAAAGGAGAUAGCGGUGUUCCUGGUGUACCUGGACUUUCUGGCCCGCCAGGUAGAGAUGGAUAUCCUGGUGAAAAAGGAGAUAGAGGAGAUAUUGGACCAACAGGCCCGCGUGGACCCCCUGGUGAGGUUGGACUGCCUGGUAACCCAGGAAUUGGAAGUAUUGGUCCAAAAGGAGAUGAGGGUGAUUUAGGACUGCCUGGUCCUCCUGGACCACCAGGUCCAAGUGAAUUCACCGGUCAGGCUGCAAUUAUUGGUCCAACUGGUUUUCCGGGAGAGAAAGGCGGAAAGGCGAGAGAACCGGGACCAAGAGGAUAUCCUGGCCAAGCAGGAUUACCAGGCCAGCCUGGAUUGUCAGGAAUUAAAGGAGAAAAAGGAUUGCCUGGCCCUGCUGGUCCUAGAGGAAAAGAAGGCCGACCAGGACAUCCAGGCCCACCUGGUCUUAAAGGAGAUCGUGGUGUUGACGGUAUUUCCGGUGUACCUGGCCCACUAGGCCAGAAAGGAGAACAAGGAUAUCAAGGAAGGGAUGGAACUAAAGGAGAAAGAGGCCCUCCUGGCCCACCUGGUGGUGGGGAAUUCUCUGAUGGACCGCCUGGACCACCUGGCUUGCCUGGUCGUCCCGGUCAACCAGGCCUGCCAGGAAAUGACGGUUAUACAGGCCCGCCAGGUCCACCCGGACCACAAGGAUUACCUGGAGGUGUCGGAGUGCCAGGAUUGCCUGGUUUUGAGGGCGCUCCGGGAAUUAAAGGAGAGAAGGGAGAUUCUGGAAUUCCCGGAGCUCCAGGCAUUGCUGGACCGCCCGGUUUGCCUGGAUUAUUAGGACCGAAAGGAGAACCUGGUCCAAGAGGAACACCGGGUAUAGCAAUUGCUGGACUACAAGGCAAAGAUGGACGUCCAGGAUUGGAUGGUGCCCCAGGAAGGAAAGGAGAGAUGGGAUUAACUGGAAUGCGAGGCCCACCUGGCGAUUCUUUAAAUGGGAUGCCAGGUCCACCAGGCUUUCCCGGAGCCCCUGGUCCAAAAGGAUAUGAUGGCCGUGAUGGUGCACCAGGUCUUCCAGGAAUCCCAGGAAUGAAAGGAGAACGUGGUGGUGAAUGUUCAAUUUGUUCACCUGGUGUCAAAGGCGAGAAGGGCCUUGCAGGUUAUCCAGGAUUACCUGGACCACAAGGUGAUCGUGGUCUACCCGGAAUGCCAGGAAUGGUUGGAGAUGCUGGCGAUGACGGAAUGCCCGGAGCAGUUGGCCCGGCUGGCCCACCUGGUUUGCCAGGAAGAGAUGGAUUACCUGGGGUACCUGGUCUAAAGUAUGCACAAAUUUACUUAUUAUGUUUAGUUAAAUAUAAUUUUUAUCCACCUUCAGAGGUGAACCAACACAAUUGCGUCUUCGACCAGGCCCACCCGGAUAUCCAGGGCCUAAAGGAGAUGGUGGAUUUCCUGGACCGCCUGGGCCAGAAGGCUUGCCAGGAAAAGAAGGCGCAACCGGAUUUCCUGGAGCACAAGGACCUGAAGGACAAAAGGCAUGGCGAGCCAGGAGCUUAUGGAAUCCCUGGAAAGCCCGGACAAGAUGGAUUACCCGGCUUGCCUGGUACCAAAGGAGAACCUGGCUAUGGUCUGUCUGGAGCAGCUGGGUUGCCUGGACCAAAAGGAGAAGCAGGCCUACCAGGUGCACCAGGAUUUCCUGGACAAAAAGGAGAACCUGGACCGAUGCCGCCGUUAAAUUUAUUGCCAGCUGGAAAGGAUGGCCCACCCGGAUUGCCAGGCCUUCCAGGGUUGAAAGGAGAGCCAGGGUUCCCUGGUUUACCAGGUGCUGAUGGCCUUGCUGGCGUGCCUGGUCUACCAGGACAGAAAGGAGAACCCGGUUCUCCAGGAUUUCCAGGCUUAGAAGGACCGCCCGGACCUAUUGGAAUUGAAGGAUCGCCCGGUCAACCUGGCCUUCAAGGCUUACCAGGAUCUAAAGGAGAAGCGGGCAGACCUGGUCAACUCGGAUUUACUGGACAGAAAGGCGAACCAGGACCUUCAAUUCACGGGCCUCCAGGUCCUCCAGGUUUUCCUGGCCUUAAAGGCGAUGCUGGACUACCUGGUCUUCCCGGACAGCCUGGUCUCGAAGGAUUGCCUGGUCAAUCAGGUUUCCCAGGCGCAGCCGGUGCACCAGGAUUUCCCGGACUCAAAGGAGAGCCUGGUCUUUCAGGAUUUCCAGGAAAAGAAGGCAUUGAAGGUCAGCCGGGAUUUCCUGGUUCCCCUGGAGAGAGAGGAGCUGAUGGAUUGCCUGGAUUGCCAGGAAUUCCAGGACAGAAGGGUGAAGCCGGAUAUCCUGGUCUUCCAGGCACUGAUGGUUUACCAGGACCACCAGGUUUUCCAGGCAUGAAAGGAGCUGUUGGUGAACAGGGCCUCGCUGGAAAUCCUGGUCUGCCAGGUGAAAGAGGGCCAGAUGGAUUAAGUGGGCUGCCUGGAUUACAAGGACCUAAAGGAAACCCCGGUCUUCCUGGAUUACCUGGUCGAGAUGGUCUGCCAGGACUGAAUGGACCUAAGGGAGAAGCAGGUCUUCCAGGAUUCCCUGGCCAACGAGGAGAGGAUGGACUUCCUGGCCUACCUGGAUUUAAAGGAGAAGCUGGCUUUCCUGGACAGCCAGGCAUGGUUGGAGCACAAGGUCCACCAGGCCUUCCUGGCUUUCCAGGACUAAAAGGUGAACAAGGCCUGCCUGGUUAUGGACAACCCGGUCUUCCUGGAGAGAAAGGAAUAUCCGGAAUCCCAGGUAAACCUGGACGUCAAGGACCAACCGGCGAAAGAGGUGCUGAUGGUGUGCCUGGAUUCCCGGGACUUAAAGGAGAACCUGGCUAUCAAGGCCGAGAUGGACCUCCUGGGCGAGAAGGCUUCCCUGGAGUGCCAGGUCCUAAAGGCGAUGCUGGUCUACCAGGCCCUCCUGGUUUGCCUGGAAGAGAAGGAUAUCCGGGUUCGCCAGGAAUUCCUGGAGAAAAAGGUGAACAAGGAUUACCUGGUCUGCCUGGGGAAAGAGGCAGUGAUGGAUACCCUGGUGUUAAAGGCGAGCCUGGUUUCCCAGGACAGCCAGGAGCUAUUGGACCAGAAGGACCUAAAGGAAUGAUUGGACUGCCAGGCUUUCCUGGUGUCAAAGGCAUGUCUGGAUCACCAGGACGAGAUGGACUGACAGGACUGCCUGGAGAUAAAGGCGAGGCAGGAUUCCCCGGUCAACCUGGUCAGGACGGUUCACCAGGUUUUUCCGGCCCGAAAGGAACAGCUGGACUUCCUGGUCUUCCCGGAUUGCCAGGCCAAGGAUUUGUCGGGCCGAAAGGAGAAGCUGGAUAUCCUGGAAUCCCUGGAAAAGAUGGUCUUCCUGGAUUAACUGGUCCUAAAGGAGAAGCUGGUUUACCUGGUCCACAAGGUGCUUCUGGUCUUAAAGGCGAAAAUGGACAGCCUGGUUUUCCCGGGCAGAAGCCUGGAUUACCCGGAACACCUGGAAGGAGAGGAGAAGAUGGAUUAGCUGGAUCACCUGGCUUGCAAGGGCCUCCCGGAUUUCCUGGAGAAAAAGGUGAUGCUUGUCUACCUGGUCUUCCUGGACAAAUGGGAAUGCCUGGAUUACCUGGAUUGAAAGGUGAACUCGGUCUGCCUGGCUUCCCUGGCCAAAAGGGCGAUGCUGGAUAUCCAGGUAAUCCUGGGUUACCUGGAUUGCCUGGAGCGAAGGGCGACGCCGGAUAUCCAGGUCCGCCUGGUAUGGACGGACAGAAGGGCGAAAUGGGUCCUCCUGGUUUGCCGGGAAUGCCUGGGCCUUUGCCGCUAACUCAACCAGGAAUGAAAGGCGAAAGAGGUGCCCCUGGCUUGCCAGGUAUUGAUGGAGAAAAAGGCCCACCAGGCUUGGAUGGACUUCCUGGACCUGCUGGAAUCUCAGGUUCUCCCGGUCAGAAAGGAGAGCCUGGUUAUCCAGGUUCGCCAGGCUUUCCUGGAGAAAAAGGUGCUGCUGGUUUACCAGGUUUUCCUGGUCUUGAAGGCACCCCUGGCCCACCAGGUCCUCCAGGCUUACCUGGUUCAAUUGGUCCUCCAGGACCUGCAUAUAAAGACGGUUUUAUUGUUGUUACGCAUUCACAAACAACACAAGUACCGCCCUGCCCACAGAAUACACGCAAACUAUGGGAAGGAUAUUCUCUCCUUUAUUUAGAAGGAAAUGAAAAGGCACAUAAUCAAGACUUGGGGAAUGCUGGUUCUUGUUUACCACGUUUUUCAACUAUGCCAUUCUUAUUCUGUGAUUUCAAUGAUGUUUGCAAUUAUGCCUCAAGAAAUGACAAAUCCUAUUGGCUUUCAACGGGAGAAGCUCUCCCAAUGAUGCCUGUUAACGAACACGAAAUUCAGCCUUUUAUCUCUCGUUGUGCUGUUUGUGAAGCACCUGCAAAUGUUAUGGCUAUCCACUCUCAGUCAAUUCAAAUUCCAAAUUGUCCAAACGGCUGGAGUUCACUUUGGAUUGGGUAUUCAUUUGCAAUGCACACUGGGGCUGGUGCUGAGGGUGGUGGACAGUCUUUGAGUUCGCCCGGUUCUUGUUUGGAAGAUUUCAGAACAACUCCUUUCAUUGAAUGUAAUGGUGCAAGAGGAUCUUGUCAUUUCUUUGCAAACAAAUUUAGUUUUUGGUUAUCUACAAUUGAUGAUUCACAACAAUUUACUAUACCACAAAGUCAAACAGUAAAAGCUGGUUCUACACGUUCAAGAAUUUCUCGCUGCCAAGUUUGUAUCAAAACAAACAGAUAA